AUGGCUAAAGAUUUAUCUACUCCGUUGUCUCCGAUUACAGAGGUUUCCCCCUCACAGGAGGUUUCUCGGUCGGUCUCUGAUGUCGACAGCCCUACCGCGUCGGUGCUGUCUCGGCUGUUGUCAGUCAUGGACCAUAUGAACCAGAAGUUGGAUGCUGUGGUCUCCUUGUCCGAACAUAUCGGCUCGUCCCGCAGUGCCUCGGUAUCGGACCGUCGUCCUGACAAAGCCCCGAUGUUCACACCACCGGGGCCACCCCUCCGCCGCCACUACCUUUUCCACCGACCUGACCCCAUAUGCAGUUGUUUCCCCCACAACCGCACGACGCUGGUCCUGCCUUCGACUUUCCUCUGCCACAACGACAACAGCCGAUUCACCGAUUGGAGCUUCCGGUCUCCGACGGUUCUGAUGUCGAAGACUAGAUCGAUUGAAUCGAGCAGUUUUUUGAUGUUGGGGCUUACACAGAGCGGUAGAAAGUGUCAAAGGUUCGUUGUUGCUUCUCCGGCCGCGCCCUCAAAUGGUACCUUUGGCAGAAAGAUUUCGACCCAUUCCGCAGCUGGGCUCAUCUCAAACGCCGUCUGCUGA
Messenger RNA from Arabis nemorensis, 582 nucleotides. Lineage: Eukaryota; Viridiplantae; Streptophyta; Magnoliopsida; Brassicales; Brassicaceae. The record is from the annotation of a GenBank genome assembly.